This is a messenger RNA of Corticium candelabrum, 2701 nucleotides long. Its product is annotated as translation initiation factor eIF-2B subunit gamma-like. Gene Ontology annotation, cellular component: eukaryotic translation initiation factor 2B complex; guanyl-nucleotide exchange factor complex. Gene Ontology annotation, molecular function: guanyl-nucleotide exchange factor activity; translation initiation factor activity. Gene Ontology annotation, biological process: cytoplasmic translational initiation. Lineage: Eukaryota; Metazoa; Porifera; Homoscleromorpha; Homosclerophorida; Plakinidae. The record is from RefSeq and is a predicted model, not a curated record. The transcript is spliced from 8 exons. Bases 179 to 1291 code for a protein of 370 amino acids.
CACUGCAUUUAGCUUACAUGCAUCAGCGCUGUUAAGAACUUGUAGUUCAGUGUUCGUUUUUUUAGAUGUCAUAGUGGUUGUCUUGGAGUCUUCUCAUUAUCAGAUUAGACAUGUGCUACAAGAAGUGUGUCAUCCUCGAAUCAGAAUUGACUUUGUCACUGUGCCUGAUGAUCAGGAUAUGGGAACUGCUGACACUCUACGCCAUCUAGUGGCACUGAAGAAGAUAGUGUCAGAUGUGUUGGUGAUCAGCUGUGAUUUGGUAACAGAUGUUCCUCUUCAUCGACUGGCUGACACCCACAGGACACAGAAUUCUUCCCUUACAAUGAUGCUUGUGUCGAUGAUUAAUCACAAUGCUGAGAAGGAUACACUAAUUGGAGGAAAAGGUGGAGCAAAGACAAAGACAGGCACUGAGAAAGGAGAGAGAGAUUUUAUAGGGUUGGAUCAGGAUGGUCGCUUGUUGUUUUUUGCAGCAGAGGCAGAUCUUGAAGAAGACAUUGUGUUAAGAAAAUCUCUUUUAGCCCGGUAUCCCCACAUCACUGUUUGUACGAUGCUUGUUGAUGCUCAUCUUUAUUUAAUCAACAAAUGGGUUUUAGACUACUUGGCAGAGAGCAAGACACUAAGCACUGUAAAAGGGGAGUUGGUGCCUUAUCUUAUUCAGAAACAGUUUCGUCGAGCUAAGACAAACUGUGAGGCAAGCCUAUCUAUAUUUGAAUUGCCAGAAGGUCAGAGAAGAAGGAGUGGCUCACAGUUAGAUAUUUACUCUUAUGCAUCAUUCAACUCUAUUGGACACAUGGCGUUGGAAGUGUCAACUAGUGGCAACACUGCCUCAACGCAGAGGACUUUGCAAAGGGAUGAGAUUCGAUGUUAUGCCUGUGUGGUGGAUGAUGGAUUUUGUGUAAGAGCUAAUACUCUUGCUAGUUAUGAUGAAGCAAACAGACAAAUUUGUCGUCAUUUGGCAUCUGUGUUCCCUGAGGGAAGAGACCCUUCUAUUCAUCCAACUGCAUCUAUUCACCAAAGGUCACAGGUAGGUUCUGAUUCUAUGGUGGGGGAGGGGGUAAUGAUUGGAGAACGAUGUUCAAUCAAGUGGUCAAACAUUGGGAAACAUAGCUGUAUUUCUGAUCGUGUCAAAAUUACCAACUCCGUUAUUAUGGAUUAUGUGACUAUUAAAGAAGGGUGUAACGUACAAGCAUGCAUUGUAUGCAAUAAUGCACACCUUGGAGAAGGCUGUGUGUUGAAGGGAUGUCAAGUUGCACAAGGAUUUACAGUUAAAGAACGAAGUAAGAUGUAUUGAUUUGUAGAAUUUGAAUUCCGUUAUAGAGAUAGGCGCAUGUUAGGAGUGUACUUGCGUACACCAAUGACACUGACACAUGCACGGGCAUUCAUACCACACACACACACACACACACACACACACACACACACACACACACACACACACACACACACACAACACCAUCAUUGAUCAAUGCUAUCGCCACCACCAUCAUAACCUGGACUUGACCAAGAGGAACAUCAAGAUAACAGAAAUGGGAUUAAAUGAAUUGAUAUUGACUUGAGUUUUCAUACAUACCGUAUUGUCACAAAUAAAAGCCGACCUUGAAUUCCACCCGAUUUCGAAUGCAAGUUGAAAAUUAAAGACCCCGUGCUGUGUACAAGUCGGUCGUGUUUAGAAGUCGAUCUUUUGUUCAAGAUGCACAGUACUCGUAUGGCACGCGGUCAAGUGCAUGUGCGCAUGUGUAGACGUGUGCAUGCAGCGUCCAAUGACACCAACAAUGAUGACGAAGAUUUAGCUGAUGCUCUUGAAACUGGCAUCUUAUGGUAAUCAUAUCACAAAUCUUGCUUUUUCAAGUGGUAUAUGGUUGUCAUGUCUAUACCUUAGCAUGUUCGAAUGGCAUGUAAGCCUCAAUUCCAAUUUGGCUUAUACACAAAUAAGUGCGGUCUUUAUUUGCGACAAUACGGCAAAUGGUAUUUCUAUGUGACAGUCACACUGUAGUUUUCAAUGGCAUGUGAAUAGUUUGGGAUUCUGAGUCUGGUUCACAUUAGCGACGCAGUCGCCUUGCGUUUUUUACGUCAAAGACUUGCGUUCUUUCUUACGGUUCACAUUAAAUUGGCACGGUGCAGAAUAUGACACAGCAUUGAUGCAACAUUGACACAAAAUAUAGAACGAGUUCUAUUUCUUGUGUCCGAUUUUGGCGUCUUGCGUUUGAUUUUUGCAUCUUGCGUUCAUGCACACAUUGAAAUCAAUAUGUAACAAUGCUGGACGAAGCAAUCGAAACUCUCGUGGAACGUGCGAGGAGCUACCACUGUCUGUGGGAUGUGCAACAUCCUUUUUACAAUAACGGAGCAAAGCGCUUCUUCAAACAUUGUAGCGGAAUAUUUUUGCGCUGUAAAGGGGAGGGGCUGGCUACACGAGACUAGCAGUGGAAGCCGUAAGUAAAUACAUCAUCAAAGAAGAUGCAUGCGCUAACUACACAAACGCAGAAACUAAAGUCGAAUGUGAAUGCUUUUGGACACAAGGGAUGAAGACUCAAGAUGCAAGACGCAAGAUGCAAAGCGCAAGACACUGCGUAUUUUUGAUAUGAACCUGCCCUUAGUUGUACCGAUGUUUUGUAUACAUGUACUUACAUUUGUUACUAAACGAACUUGAGAUUUAGCAAUGUUUUUGUAUAGUUAAUUAAAGAGUUAAGUUUUGAAGUCAAAC